GGAGAAUGUUUGUGAAGGAUGUGAGUGGAAAGUUGGAAACCCUUACAAUAUAGACUGUCGAUUGGUGUGUGGGCGAGAAUAAUCAGACGGUAACAAUUGCUUGCUACAACUAGCCAAACACAUGGAUCAGGUAUUUUCCUGUUUGAGUUUCAACCUGUUCUUCUUUGUCACUUGCUCCGUGCAGGCAGGCUCCGCAACUUCAGUUUUCAAGCUUUGGAAAGAACGAUUUGGUGCUGAACAUGAAGGAGAAAUCGUCAGGCGCUGUACCAGUUGUUGUUGACCCGUACAUUGGAAACAAACUCCGUCCACAUCAGCGUGAAGGAGUUAUAUUCAUGUACGAGAGCAUCAUGGGAUUGAGAGGUCACAAUUUCCGAGGAUGCUUGCUGGCUGAUGAAAUGGGCCUAGGGAAGACAUUACAGGUCAUUGCCCUAUUAUGGACUGUUUUCAAACAGGGGCCACAAGGAAAGCCUGCUCUGCGCCGUGCUGUUGUUACUUGCCCAUCAUCGUUGGUAGAGAAUUGGGGAAAUGAGAGGUUUCUAAAAGCCAAGAGCCAGUGUCCCAAAUGGGUGGUAGCCAUGUACACUGCAUGGGGGUUUGCUGUAGGGAAAGUGGAAGCUGUGUCUCCACUUCUGGGUGUCUUGAAAGGUCCGAAUCUUAAAACGAAUCGGCUGAGGAAAACUGAUGUCACCAAUGGGCAGUGGCAAUCUCAGCUGCAUGUGGGUUUUGCCGUUGGGAGAUUGGAGGCUGCUGCAUUAGCUGCUGCUGGGGCUGUGUACCCUGGGGUUGUGUACCCUGCGGCUGUGCAGGCUGCGAGACAGCGGGCUUCCUGCUUAUGGCAACCUGCGACGAAGGCUGUGAGAACAGUGUCCGGAGCUGAUACAGCCGCGUAUAGUAAGGAACAAGAGGACAGGGCUGUCGCAAUUCUUCGCGGAAGGGGAGAGAAAAAGGAGAAGAGGGAAUUAGAAAGGCAGGUGAAGAAGUUGGCUGUGCGGGAAGAAGAGUUGACUAGAAAGAGGAAGAUGGAGGAAGAAAUGGAGAUGUGGAAGAAAGAACAGGAGGCCAAACAUGGAGUCAUCGAAGCACAACUCGUCCAACUCUUUUACAACGCACUGCCCGAGCAAUUGCGAGGGCACUACUUUGAUAAGAAACAUCAGUCUGGGAUGACUUAUGAUGUCCUCGGUAGAGAUGUUGCUUCCGUUGCUCAAGUUAUGCCUGUUACCACUUUUUGGCACAAGGACUUAACAAAGGGCAAGAAGUGGAAAGGUCGUACCAUCUCUGGCCAGGUCAAGGCCAAAGACAAUCUUAUUCUGACAAUGGAGGGAGGUGGUGCAGAAGAGGUCUCCUACACCGACAUAGAGUGGGGAUUAGAAGAAGAAGGCAGUAGUGCAGAGAAGGGGAGUUCUUACCUUGCUGUCGUCGUCGGAGGGAGGUCGCAAAGAGGAGGACGAGGUCGAGGCAAUAGUGGCCCGGCCUCAAGUGGUCGAGGACAAGGCGGCCAAGGGGUUGGCGGCAACAAGGACCGCCAAGCGGGAGGAAGGGGUCAAGGUCCCCCGUCUAGCCGCCCUAGUUUGAGUCGAUCACCUCCCUAAAGGGGUGCAUGGCACCUUGGACGGCUUGAAGGAAGGACUUGGGAAAUCCUUGGUAUUGAGCAAAAUGUCU
Messenger RNA from Chara braunii, 1659 nucleotides. The record is from the annotation of a GenBank genome assembly. Lineage: Eukaryota; Viridiplantae; Streptophyta; Charophyceae; Charales; Characeae.